This is a messenger RNA of Hemibagrus wyckioides, 4887 nucleotides long. It is a transcript of the gene frmd6, whose product is annotated as FERM domain containing 6. Bases 547 to 2364 code for a protein of 605 amino acids. The record is from RefSeq and is a predicted model, not a curated record. The transcript is spliced from 14 exons. Gene Ontology annotation, cellular component: cytoskeleton; cytoplasmic side of apical plasma membrane. Gene Ontology annotation, biological process: positive regulation of hippo signaling. Lineage: Eukaryota; Metazoa; Chordata; Actinopteri; Siluriformes; Bagridae.
GGACUGAAGAGUGCUCACACGGUAGUGCUGAUUUCUAAUAUGCUUAGAGAGAACAAAAACAGAACAGACUCACUAUUUGAAGAAUACAAACGGAAAUAUGGUCUAAGAUUCCGUCCCGGUGUAUCAUUCUAUAUUUUGUCACCUUUCUCUGCGGACUUGGCACAUUCCUCUCACCAGCUCCACAUGUAUCGUAACUUGUUACCUCUUCAGAGCUCACAGUGCCCUUCCUCAACCCCGAUGCGUUACUGUUCUGCGUAAAGAAGAAGCGACAGUGUUUGGAGUGUUUUGGGCUCGCUUUGGAUUUUAGCGGAUAAAUCACAGUUACGGAAUUGGUUAGACCGUCGUAACAGAAGAAAGGGGAGUGGACGAGUUGUGAAGCAGUUGUGUGUGUGUGUGUGUGUGUUAGGGGGACAGAGAGAGAGACUGUCUGAUUGUCUGUAUGUGUGAAUUUACCAGACCCAGUACAGUGUGAGUGUAAGUGUGAGGGCGCUCUUGGGGGCGGAGCUCCACAAAGGGGCAGAGUUUCCAGGAGGAAGCCAGACAAACAUGAGCAAAUUGACGUUCCACAACAACAAGACCAUGCAGGAUCGCCGUUGUGUGUGUGUGUUUCUCCCAAACGAUGAAACGCUCAACGUCAUUGUCAGUGUGAAGACUUUGUGUCAGGAAUUGUUGGAGCAGGUGUGUGAUCUGCUCCGACUGAAGGACUGUCACCUGUUUGGCCUCAGCGUUGUUCAGAAUAAUGAGCACAUCUAUAUGGAACUGGGACAGAAGCUGUCCAAAUAUUGCCCUAAGGAAUGGAAGCGAGAAGCCAGCAAGGGAAUUGAUCAGUUUGGUCCUCCAAUGAUUGUGCACUUCAGAGCUCAGUACUAUGUAGAGAAUGGCAGGCUUAUCAGUGAUCGCAUGGCCAGGUAUUAUUAUUACUGGCAUUUGAGGAAGCAAGUGCUGCAGUCCCAAUGUGUCCAGCGGGAGGAGGCCUAUUUCUUGCUAGCUGCAUUUGCUCUUCAGGCUGACCUGGGAAACUACAAACGGAACAAACAUUUUAACUCCUACUUCCAGCCUGAGUCCUACUUUCCUUCCUGGGUGAUCACUAAGAGAGGGAGAGACUAUAUUCUGCGGCAUAUUCCCAACAUGCAUAAAGAACAGUUUGCUCUCACCGCAUCAGAGGCUCAGUUGAAAUACAUCAAACAAGCAGCACUCCUGGACGACGUCACUGUACAUUACUAUCGCCUCUAUAAGGACAAGAAAGAAGUGGAGGCAUCUUUAACUCUGGGGCUUACUCUACGUGGUAUCCAGAUCUUUCAGAAUGUGGGCAGUGUCCGGCAGCUUCUAUAUGAUUUCCCCUGGACCAACGUUGGGAAACUUGUAUUUGUGGGAAAAAGGUUUGAGAUCUUGCCUGAUGGCUUGCCCUCUGCCAGAAAGCUCACCUACUACACUGGCUGUCCGCUGCGUUCCCGCCAUCUCCUACAGUUACUUAGCAACAGCCACCGCCUAUACAUGAACCUUCAGCCCGUGCUUAAGCAAGUCCGACGCCUGGAGGAGAAUGAAGAAAAGAAGCAGUAUCGGGAGUCAUAUAUAAGUGAUGCCCUGGAGUUGGACAUGGACCAGCUGGAACAGCGAUCUCGUGCUAGCGGCAGCAGCAUGGGCAGUGUUUCACGCCAAAAACGUUUCUCACGUCACUCCACAACCAGCCACAGCAGCUCACACACGUCGGGCAUUGAAACCGACAGCUUCCGUACCCCAGCACACACACCACAUCGGCCACUCCGUUCACACUCCUCCUCCAACACCAGCCACGCCAGCACACACACUUCUGGCAUCGAGAGCAGUGGCAAGGAGCGAGGCCUGGAUGAUGAUGAGAUUGAGAUGUUGGUUGAUGACCCUAAAGACUAUGAAGAACUCACUGAUUUAGCAUUGGAGCUCAGUCAGGACCUCUGCAUUCACAUCACUGAGGACAUGCUAACGUCUGCACAAAGCAAUGGCUACUCAGGCUUAGUAGUGAAGGAAGUGAGCUCUUCAACAUCUAGUUCAUCAGAGACCGUGGUGAAGAUGAAAGGCCAAAGCAUUGAAUCACUCCCUCAGGUGGUGUCAGGCAGGAAGUCUCAGAACUCCACAGACCGGCAUAGCCAGUCACUGGAUGAUAUUCGUCUAUACCAGAGGAAUUCCCCAGAGUGGGUAGAGCCCUGUCAGGACUCUGCCCACAGUUACACAUUUGGUUGCGUGGAGGAGCUUAGCAAUGGUUACCAGGGAGUGGCAGAACAGCAGGUUGGUAUCUGUGAUGACCAGCACCCUUUUCCCAUCAAAAGAACCAACAAGUACUUUUCCCUGGACCUGAGUGCAGAGGAGGUGCCUGAGUUUGUUGUGUGAAGAGGGAGGAAAUUCAAAACAUGGAAAAAAUAUAGAAAAACAUGACUGAGGACAUUUUUUGUGUGCGCGUAUAUGAGAGAGUGUAUCUAAGAAUCAUAAUGUAAAGAAGCUGCUGAAUUUCGGACGAGAAAGGGAAACUGCACCAGUCUGUCUCAGCUGCUUUAGCCAAACGUGAAACCCUGUGUGUGUGUGUGUGUGUGUGUUGCAUGCCAAUCAAAAUGAGAAGUUCCAUUUCAUGUUCAUUGUGUUGGGCUUUUUUAGAGUGCCCAUUUUGUGUCUUCUCUGACAUUAGAAGUUCUGUACAAGCCUGUGAGGUUGUAUUAGUGUCUUUGUGUGAGUACAUAUAAGUGUUUUUAAUCAUACUAUAUGAGCUAUUAACCAAAGAUGAGCAGUCCUCAGUGUUCAAUAAGCAACUGAACAUACAAGCCAUAUCAUAAUACUUAAUGGACUGGAAUGGUACUAGUUAGUAUUUACAUUACCAGGCAAAGUUUGGACACACUAGAUGAAUAUUUUUCAUCGUCUUAAAGAUAUUUUGAGGAAUGCUUAAAAAUGGUUUCUAAGACAAAUGUAAAUAGUGAAGGCAAUGCCCAUGUAUGCUUUUAUUUCUGAAUCAGAAUAUAUAAAUAUAUAUUUUUUUUUGUGGGGGGGGGUCUGGGGUGGUAAUUUUUUUCCCCAAACAAGUUGUAUAGAACAUUUGAAAACAAUUGCAGAUUAUUAGAUAAUCUGGAAACUUUACGAAGCACCUCCUGGUUGAAGCUUAUACAUGAUGAAGCUGGUUGAGAAAAGGCAAGUGUGUGCAAACCAUUCAAAGUGAAAUAUCCCUGAUUUGUUUCUUAGCUGUUUCAUAAUUCCAUAUGUAUUAUUUGAUAUUGGUAAUGUCAUUUUUAUUGUAAAUUAGAACAUAUGAAGAAAAGCCUCCCUAUGAGCAGGUGUGUCCAAACUGUUGGGGGUGUGUGUGUGUUAAUGUGUGAGUGAGAUGUGUGUGUUGUGGUGCUGGCUGCUCUAAUUGAACCGCCUGUGCCUUUCUUACACUAUGCAAGUUUGAGACCCUGUUGCUAGGAGUCUCCCAAGUCUUUCAUCUGUGCACUAAGCACAUUUUUACCCCUAUGCCAAGGAAACAUGCAGUGAUGGUUAAUGUCUGGGUGGUCCCACUGCUCACAGUAAUGCUUGAGUAGUUUCUGUUCUAAUGUUCAACCAAACCAAGAUGUGGUGAGUUGCACAGAUGCAAUCAUAAUUUUGUCUUCUUUAAUCCGCUCCAAAAUAACCAAAUCCCUGGUUUCUUGCUUUAUGAGCCUGAGCGGGCAAAAUACGGAUGUCACACAUAGAAUUGGCUGGCGUAGUCCCCACAAACAAAGGAUGUUUUAUCAGUCACCAUUAUUUGGAGUUUACACUUGAUCAACUGUCAAGCAAAGCAGUAAAGUGGAAAAAUAUGAGGAUAGAAAAAUGGCUGGAGUUCCAGCCCCAGUGGUGUUAGAAUGGGAAGCAUCAUAAAAAAAGCCAAAUUGGGGUUUUCCAAGAUAUUGCAGCGUGUGGAAACCCAUCAACCAGUUCUUUCCUGCUAAUCUAUAUUUACCAUAAGACCAUAAUCUCUGUUUGUCUUUGUUUUGCUAAGUGUUGGUGAUGUUUCAUUAGUAAUUUUUUACAAACUGGAACUUUUUAUUUUAUGACUAUUUUGUUAAACUGUUGUUGUCAAAAAAAAAAGUGGGAGCCACGUCUUUUAGUUAUGUUUUUGUUUUGUCAGUAUUACUCUUGAAUGGAGGUCAGUAUUAGAAAUCCCAGUUCUCCCACGUUAACUCGUGUGCUUGUGUGUAUUUUUUUUUUCAGUAUGGAAUUAUUCAGUAAUCUAUAAUCAAUAACAUAUCAAUAACUAAUGAAGAUUUUAUAUACUUCAGGUGAAAAAAUUAAAGCUGCAUUGCUCCUGUGUGUGUGCUCAGAAAAAAAACAACCUAGAUUUCUUUCACAGUUUCUUUUUUGGGUCAUCAGCAGCACUUUUAUAUUCUCUCAUGCAUGUGGGUAGCUGCUCAGGUCCAUGUGCAGUCUUUUCCAUCAUACAGAACUAGGAUGAUUUCCCUUGCAAUCACAUUAAUACUUCACACUACUAAAGAGUAAUUAUAUUUGUCUCCCUCUUUGUAUUUCUGACAACAAACAGUUGUUAACAUAGCAAGCAAUAUUGUAAGUGUUUUGAUAAAAUAUUUUGCCAUAUUUAGUUUUUAGAACUGCAGUUCACAAGUUAAUGACCAGCAAAUGUAAUGGAAAAAAACAACAACAAAAUAAUUUAGAGGCAAACAUCAUUGGACUGAAAUAGACCUACCGAUAAUGUCCACCUUCAUUCCUUUUAAAUUUGUCUGUCUGCAGUUAUUAAAGUCCUUUCUAUGAAAGGAAAUGCCCUAAAAAUGUUAUUGUUCAUCUUCUUUUUGUAAACCCUGUUACUUGAUGCUUAUGUUGCCAUAAUGAAGUGUGGUGCGUGUCUUGCAGGUACUGAUGUCCUCUAAUGUACGCAAUAAAAGGGUACCUUUGCAAGAA